AUGAAGUUCCUCAUAGCGAUCCCUCUCGUCUUCUCCAUCGCAGCUUUCAUCCUCUCCCUCUUGUCCCUCCUCGCAGGAUACAAGAAGGGUUUUAUGGAUGAUUAUAACCUCAUAACAUUCAACACUUCAUCACUUGGUUCGAGUGCCGUCUCAAGCAUCAUCAGCAGUGGCAGCAUAGAUGGCGUAACCAUUCCUUCGUCGGUAGCGACUGCCCUGGAGGGUGCAUUGAGCGGUGAGAUCGCCGACACGCUGGCGACAGAACUGGGCAUUGGUGAAUUUUAUACAGUCCACGCCAUGGAUUUCUGCCAGGGAGACUAUUCGCCCAAUGCAACCGUGCCGAGCGCCUCACACAAUGUGACGAACUGCACGACGCCUAUGGAUUUUUCGGCGUACAACUUCACCAGCAAGCUCAACGAGGAGCUCAGCCUCGGGCCCUUUGCCUUCACCCUCAGCGAACUUGGCGUGUCCGAUUCGGUCCAGGAGAAGCUCGCUCUCGUACCCAAGGUCGCCAAGGCCCUCGCGGCCGUGUUCAUAGCAAGUGUCGGCCUGACAGGCUUGGCCAUGAUCACCUCCCUCGCGGGCUUCCUCCUCAUCCCGCGCGCCGGCCGGCUGCUUUCCUUCCUCAACGUGUGCAUCGCCUUCUGGGCCAUGAUCUUGCUUCUCGCGUCAAGCCUGGUCGCGACGAUCGCGCCGCGAAUCGUAGCCGAGGAGAUCGCGAACAACGGGGGCGACGACAUCGGGCUGGAGGUCGACUACAACAUGAAGCUGGCUUCACUGACGUGGGCUGCGUUUGCGCUCAUGGUCCUAUCCCUGGCAUAUUGGUUCGUGGAGUUCAUUGUCGAAAACAAGCAGGCCAAGGACGAGAUUGAGAAUUGA
This is a messenger RNA of Cryphonectria parasitica EP155, 876 nucleotides long. RefSeq lists its product as uncharacterized. The record is from RefSeq and is a predicted model, not a curated record. Gene Ontology annotation, biological process: fungal-type cell wall organization. Lineage: Eukaryota; Fungi; Ascomycota; Sordariomycetes; Diaporthales; Cryphonectriaceae. Bases 1 to 876 code for a protein of 291 amino acids. Gene Ontology annotation, cellular component: cell cortex of cell tip; plasma membrane. The transcript is spliced from 3 exons.